AUGGAUAAAAGUAACGGAAAACUGCAUUAUUCUUUGAAACAAAGCCAGGAAAAUGGCAAGCUAAAUCCAUCUAAUCAAUUUCAAGCACAGUUUCAAGAUAGCAGGACUCCUCAGAGUUCUUUGUUGAAAGCACAAUGCAUUCUGAACAAAGGGACAGAUGAAGAACUAAUUUGCUGGGGUUACAGAGAUUCAGCCAGUAAAAAAUUCUUCUUCGGUUUACUGGUAGUGUUCUCUCUGGGUACUCUGUUACUGAUUGUCCAUUGGAAGCCAGAACUGACAUGCUACUUGCAGAGGAAACUAUGCCCCCUAUACAAGGCCCAGUAUGUUCUACUGAAGACUUCCUUCGGCAUAGUGAGUGUUGUAAAAAUUCAGACGAUGACAGAACAUCUGGACAACCAAAACUUAGGAACAGAUGCGGAACCGGCUGUCUCAGUUAGCAACAGUGACUUUUCUGAUGACCGAACAAAGCUGAGUCUCUCGUGGACAACCGGGCACCAGGCAGGCAGCCUGCGCUACUUUGACUACCAGCACACCAGAUACAUAUGGGACCAGUACAAGUCUUCAUUCCGGAAAUUAGAGGAUUUGUCCACGGGGACCCCUUGCUUUGUCCUGCACGAGAAGUUCACAGGAUUCUCAGACCAGCAGAGAGCUGCCAGAUCACGCUUGUAUGGCCCAAACACGAUGGAAAUCCAGGUGCCUUCCUAUUGGACACUAUUCAUAGGAGAGGUGUUAAACCCCUUCUACAUCUUUCAAAUAGCCAGUAUAAUACUCUGGGCCAUAGAUGAGUACUACUACUAUGCCAGCUGUAUAUUUCUUAUCUCGGGGAUCUCUAUUGGCAUUUCUCUUAGAGAAACAAAGAAGCAACGGGUGACACUCAAGAACAUGGUGGCAACAGAAGAGGGAACCGUGAAAGUUUGCCUGGACACUCAAGAAUUUGUGGACAAGCUGGACCGAGAGCUGGUGCCUGGUGACCUGAUAUCCAUCCCUCCAAAUGGUUGUGUCAUGACAUGUGAUGCUGUGCUGACCGCUGGAACUUGUAUUGUUAAUGAAAGUAUGCUCACAGGUGAGAGCGUGCCUGUUACCAAGACACCACUUCUUCAACAGGAGGAUGAGGAGUUAUACUCCCCAGAAACUCACAAGAGACAUACACUCUUUUCUGGCACGCGUAUUGUACAGACACGUUACUAUGGCCAAGCCAAGGUCACGGCUGUUGUGAUUAGGACAGGUUUCAACACAGCCAAAGGGGAACUGGUGAGAGCCAUCCUGUUUCCCAAGCCGCUGGACUUCAAGUUCUACAGAGAUGCCAUGAGGUUCAUCCUGUGCUUGGCCGUGAUCGCUUCCAUGGGCAUGGCGUACUCUCUGGCAAAUUAUAUCUUGAUGAAGGAACACGUGGAAAGAACAGUGCUUCGAGUCCUGGACAUUGUCACCAUCAUCGUCCCCCCUGCUCUGCCAGCUGCCAUGACUGUAGGAACAGUGUAUGCUCAGAAUCGUCUGAAGAAGUCCAGGAUUUUCUGCAUCAGUCCACCUCGCAUUAACUUCUGUGGCCGGAUUAAUGUCUUCUGUUUUGAUAAGACCGGCACAUUAACAGAGGAUGGACUCGAUCUGUGGGGGGUGGUACCGGUUCACAAACACAGAUUUCAGCAACCAUUACCCAACCCUACAGCCCUGAGCCGAGGUCCACUGCUUGUAUGUAUGGCUGCGUGCCACUCUCUCACAAUCAUUGAUGGGCAGCUGAGUGGAGACCCACUUGAUCUCAUUAUGUUCAACGCCAUUAACUGGUACAUUGAGGAGCCUGGUUCUGAUACUCAAAAGUAUGACACAAUUAUGCCAACUAUAGUGAAGCCGUACACAAGCGAGACCUUCCUGGCUGAAGAG
Molecule: messenger RNA, 1875 nt
Organism: Candidula unifasciata
Lineage: Eukaryota; Metazoa; Mollusca; Gastropoda; Stylommatophora; Geomitridae
Source: the annotation of a GenBank genome assembly